This is a messenger RNA of Zygosaccharomyces rouxii, 1518 nucleotides long. It is a transcript of the gene FUM1, whose product is annotated as fumarase FUM1. NCBI's taxonomy places the organism in Eukaryota, Fungi, Ascomycota, Saccharomycetes, Saccharomycetales, Saccharomycetaceae. Gene Ontology annotation, biological process: fumarate metabolic process; tricarboxylic acid cycle; malate metabolic process. Gene Ontology annotation, molecular function: fumarate hydratase activity. The transcript has a single exon. The record is from RefSeq and is a predicted model, not a curated record. Gene Ontology annotation, cellular component: mitochondrion; tricarboxylic acid cycle heteromeric enzyme complex. Bases 1 to 1518 code for a protein of 505 amino acids.
AUGUUGAGAUUGUCUAGCAAUGUAUUAAAGAACAGUUGUGUUUGUCAAGUCAGUUCUCCUCGUCUGACAUCGAAAACACCAAUGUCACAAAUCUCUCAAUUACAUACCACUACUCCUUGGUUGCAGGAGCAUCGUGUUGAAACUGAUGCGUUUGGUGAAAUCAAGGUCCCAGCUGACAAGUACUGGGGUGCUCAAACCCAACGUUCCUUUGAGAACUUCAGAAUUGGUGGUCAGCGUGAAAGAAUGCCAGAAGCUGUGGUUCAUGCUUUUGGGAUUUUGAAAAAAGCUACAGCUACUGUCAAUGAAGCCAAUGGUCAAUUGGAUCCCAAAUUGGCUGUCGCCAUCAAGCAAGCUGCUGAUGAAGUUGCUAGUGGUAAAUUAAAGGACCAUUUUCCAUUGGUCGUUUUCCAAACCGGUUCGGGUACUCAGUCAAACAUGAAUGCUAACGAAGUUAUUUCCAACCGUGCUAUCGAGUUAUUAGGUGGUAAACUGGGAUCUAAAUCUGUUCAUCCUAACAAUCACAUCAACAUGUCUCAAUCUUCGAACGACACUUUCCCUACCGUGAUGCACAUUGCAGCAGUUUUAGCGAUUACCAAAGAUUUGUUACCAAACUUGACCGCUCUAAAGGAUUCCUUGCAAAAGAAGAGUGAAGAAUUCGCAGAUAUUGUCAAGAUCGGUCGUACUCACUUACAAGAUGCUACUCCGUUGACUUUAGGUCAGGAAUUCUCCGGUUACGUACAACAAGUUGCUAACGGUAUAAAACGUGUGGAAUCUACUUUGGACAGCUUAAAGCUUUUGGCCCAAGGUGGUACUGCCGUUGGUACCGGUUUAAACACUAAGAUUGGUUGGGCUGAAAAUGUUGCCGCUGAAGUCGCUAAGGAAACUGGUAUUGAUUUCCAAACUGCUCCUAACAAAUUUGAAGCACUAGCAGCUCAUGAUGCCGUUGUGGAAGCUAGUGGUGCUCUAAACACUCUUGCCGUAUCUCUCUUCAAGAUUGCCCAAGAUAUUCGUUACUUGGGUUCUGGUCCUCGUUGUGGUUAUGGUGAGUUGUCCUUACCUGAAAAUGAACCAGGUUCUUCUAUCAUGCCUGGUAAAGUGAACCCAACUCAAAAUGAAGCCCUAACCCAAGUCUGUGUUCAAGUGUUUGGUAACCAUUCUGCCAUCACUUUUGCUGGUGCAUCUGGUCAAUUUGAAUUGAACGUUUUCAAACCAGUGAUGAUCUCUAACUUGUUAAGCUCCAUCAAUUUGUUAAGUGACGCUUCUUAUUCUUUCCGUGUCCAUUGUGUUGAUGGUAUUCAAGCAAACAGGGAAAAUAUCGCCAAAUUGUUACAUGAAUCUCUAAUGCUUGUUACCGCAUUGAACCCUAAGAUCGGUUACGAUGCUGCUUCUAAGGUUGCAAAGAACGCUCACAAGAACGGCAUUACUCUAAAGGAAUCUGCCCUACAACUAAACAUUUUAACGGCAGAAGAAUUCGACCAUUGGGUGGUUCCUGAGCACAUGAUCGGUCCUAAACCAUAA